UUCAAUCACACAGCGAAGAGCAAACACAGAGAAAAAGAGUCAACGCUCCGAUUCCGCGGGUGGAGGACCGGAGGUCACUAGAAACUCCGAAGUUGCUUGCAAAGUCUCCUCGAUCUCCAUCGCACACUACUUCUGUGUCUGAAACAGCUGAAGCUAAUGGACUUUUAUUUCUUCCAGAUGGUGUUGGCGAUUCUUGUGGUAACUGUGACAUGGAUCGGUGUCCUAGCCAGUCUUAAGUGGAUAUGGAAGAGUUGGUUCAGUUACAUGGUUGAAAAGCCAGAGCCAAUAUCAGAGGAUAAUCAAGAACCGGUUGACGUCGAUGCCUCUGCACCUCUUCCUUCAUCAUCAGCUCCUAGGUGGAAGCAUGAUGUGUUUUUGAGUUUCAGGGGUGGAGACACUCGCAAAGGUAUUGCAUUCGAAUUAUACGAUCGACUGCAAAACAGGAGAGGAAUCAAAACAUUCAUGGAUGACCAAGACCUUCAAGUAGGGGAUGUUAUUUCUCCCACUCUCCUAACGGCAAUUAAAGAAUCAAGGUUUGCAAUUAUUGUUCUCUCUCCAAACUAUGCCACUUCCACUUGGUGUUUGGAGGAACUUAGAAACAUUUGUGAAUGCAUGGAAGAAGACAACAACAGAAUUCUGCCACUUUUUUAUUAUGUGGAUCCUACUGAUGUACGAUAUCAGAAGAGUAGUUUCGGAGAUGCUUUCACUAAGCAUCAAAAAUCUGGGCGACACAGAUCAGAGAAGGUGCAGCAGUGGAGAGAUGCUUUAAAAAAAGUGGCAAAUUUCUCUGGGUGGCAUACACUGAAUUAUAAAACUGAAAGAGAACUUUUGGAUGCCAUUGAGGAAUCUGUGUGCAAUAAAUUACGAUCUACUGAACAUGAGUUUAAAAUGUCCAUCGGAGGUUUUGAAGCAUUUGAAGCAACAAAACAAGUCAUUGAUAAAGUCAUGAAUGAGCUAAAAGACGAUGAGGCCACUACCAUUGGGAUCUACGGAAUGGGGGGCGUUGGAAAGACGACAAUGGUGAAAUAUGUUGGAGCACAAGCCCAAGAAAGCAGGCUUUUUAAUCAAGUGAUUAUGGUUGUCGUAUCCCAAAACCCCGACUUGAUGAAAGUUCAAGAGACAUUUGCAGAACUGCUGGGCUUUAAAUUCAAGGAGGAGACAGAAAUUGGAAGAGCCAUUAAAUUGAAGGAGAAGAUAAUGAGAGGAACUGGAAUCCUCAUAAUCUUGGAUGACAUUUGGAAGAGAAUAGACUUUUCAAGCAUUGGAAUUCCGAGCCACAACGAACUUCAAAGAUGCAAAUCCAAAGUUCUACUAACCACCAGAAAAUUGAGUGUUUGCCAUUCCAUGGAUUGCCAUGCAAACAUACAUCUCAAUAUCUUAUCAGAAGAAGAUUCUUGGAGCUUAUUUGUGAAGGAAGCAAGGAAGUCUUUUGACAAAUCAACCAAUUUCUAUGAUGUAGCACGUAAGGUGGCUAGAGAAUGCGCCGGUCUACCAGUUGCUUUGAUAGCAGUUGCGAGGGCCCUUCGAGAUGAAGGUUUGGAUGGAUGGAAAGAAGCUGCUCGACGACUAAAAGCGUCUCAACCUGCCAACCCUGAAGAUGAGGGAGAUGUGUUUGCAUGCAUAAAGUUAAGCUAUGAUUACUUGAAAUCUGAUGAUUCCAAAUCAUGCUUCUUGCUUUGCUGCCUGUUCCCAGAAGAUUAUGAUAUCCCAAUUGAACACUUGCUCAUGUAUAGCAUUGGGAAAGGAAUGUUUCAAGAUUCAAACAUGCUAGAAGCCCGAGCGACAACAUACUUAGUGGUGAAGGCCCUUAAAGAUUCUUGCUUGCUUUUGGACGCUGGAGAUGACAAAUGUGUAAGGAUGCAUGAUGUCAUUCGGGAUAUGGCAAUACGAAUUUCCUCAUCUGAAGACGGCCAGAGGUUCUUGGUGAAAGUUGGCUGUGAAUUGAAGAAUUGGCCAAGGAUUGAUGUACAUAAAGGCUACUCUGCAAUCUCACUAAUGAUGAACGGAAUUUGCAAGCUACCCGAAGAGUUGGUAUGUCAAAAUCUCCAGAUUUUAUUACUACAACACAAUGCUUCAUUAAAUGAUAUCCCUAACUCUUUCUUCCAAAGUCAGAAAGAAUUAAGAGUCUUGGAUCUUAGCCGCACUGGUAUUUCACUACUACCCCAAUCAAUCGGUUUCCUAACCAACCUUCAAGCUUUGUAUUUAGAUUAUUGCGGCAACAAAGUUGACACUUCUGUAAUCGGAAAACUUCACAAGCUUGAGAUUCUUAGUAUGAGAAUGAGAGGAACUUCUCUGAAAGACUUGUCAAGAGAAAUAGGACAAUUGACCAAUCUAAGGAUGCUCGAUAUAAGUGCUGCAGCUUUUCCCAUGAGAGGAAGUAUUUGCACAAUUCCAUCUAAAUUGAUAUCAAAGUUGCAUAAAUUAGAAGAGCUGUACAUGCAAUGUGGAUUUUGGGACUGGGGGAGUAAAAUUGAUGGAGAAGGAGAAGAAACUAAUAUUGGCUUUGAUGAAUUAGCUGGUUUAUCAUAUUUAAGCAUUUUGAAAGUUUGCAUAUUUGAUGCAAAUUGCAUCCCUAAAAGUGUUGAGGUCGAACCGAAUUGGGUUUACUUCGAUAUUAUUAUUUGCAGCGGCCAUAAUGAAGAGAGAGUCAUUAAGAGCCCACAAUUUGGUCAUAAUUGUAGAUCCUUGAGUCUUGAUAGUACUGACACAACCAUAGGAACCUUUCCGGACUGGUUUGUCGACACUGUGGUAAAGAACACUGAGAGGCUAAGUUAUAGAGAAUGCAGAGGGUUGAGUAACAUUCUUGUGGAAUAUGACCGUGGGAGGUUUCAUGGACUGAAAGUUCUCUCUGUAAUUGGUCGCUGUGAGAACUUGAAAGAAUUGAUGAAUGCAAUAACAUGUGUUCCAGAUAUGCCUGUGUUUGAGAACUUGGAAGAGUUGGUACUGUUUAGGCUGGAUGACCUGAAGCAGUUAUGUGUUGGUGAGUUACCACCUGGAUCUCUCUGCAGUCUGAAAUUAUUGGAGGUCCGUCAGUGUCGUAACUUGAGGAAUGUACUGUUGCCAUCAAAAUUGUUGCAGAAACUACCAAAUCUGGAAAAACUAUACUGUGAUGGAGGUAAAGUGGAUCAUGUGUUUGAAUGUAAAGGAUUUGAGCCAGAUCAAACAAAUCUGAGGGAGAUGGAGUUGCGAGAUCUAGAUGUAGUACGAAGCAUAUGUAAUGGUCCUGCUCCACGCGGAAUGUUCCAGGCUCUAAAGCAAUUGGUCAUUUACAAGUGCAACUUCCAAGGAAGUCUCUUCACAUUUGAUGUAGCUCAGUGUCUUUUUCAAUUGGAAAACCUUACUGUAUCCGAAUGCCCUGUCUUGGAAAGAGUAAUCGAAAGGAGGGAAACAUUGAACAACAAGAAGACCGUUCUUCCAAAAUUGAAGAACCUAAAUUUGGAAAAUCUUCCAAUGUUGUACGAGGGAAGUGCUACUAUUGAUUUUGAGUGUCCUUCAUUGGAAAACCUGAGUCUGUUUGGCUGCCCCCACUUGUCAUUUCCAUCCUCUGCUUCUGACUACUUCCACAGCAGGAACCAAGUCGUUUUCAAUGAUGCUCCUCGUCAUUCUCUGCUACUCAGCAAACUAGGGUAUAAAUUAACGGCUUCAGUACUUCGAAGACAGCUAGGGUGGGAGAGGUAGAGAGAGAACGAGUUCUGGUUGGAAUUCAAAUAGGGAACUGAAGCUUCCAGAAUCAAUGAGUCUCGAGCCAAUCACUCCGGAUUUGUCCUCAACCAUCCGAAUUUCAGGGAUUUCAUCGUUCUUGAACUUCCGGCGAAGCCCCCGCGCCACAGAAGCUGAAGAAAGAACCUACCGAUGACGAAAAGAGAAGGAUGAAAAUAGUGGCCGGAAGCUUGAUGAAAGCAAUGAUGAGACCUGGUGGAGGUGAUUCAACACCUUUAGAUGGUGAUCAGGUUGGGCCUACAUUACGCUUUCUGAAGCCAGUAUCGCAAUUGAACUGCGUAUAAAAGCAAAUGGUGGAAGCUAGAUUAGUUUUUUCUAUUUGCAGGUCAUUUAUCAUUGCACUGUUAGAACAUUGGAUGAAGUUAUAGUUGAAUCUUCAAGAUCAGAAUUUAGUGCAUUCUAUUACAGCGAGAGUGUUGCUCGUUUAGUAAUGAGGAUUAUGUAAAAGCUGGUUUGGCUGAGUUGGAGCAUUGGAGCUAUAAAGCAACAGAUGAGGUUCAGCUUGGGAUGAACUCGAGCAUACUAGGCAAGCCAUUGGAUCCCUGGUAACAUCAAAAACCCAAAAAGAGACUUGACGAAAUAAGCCAUGACCUGUGCCCAGUAAGUAAUGUAUAGGGUAAGAUCUACGUGAUUGCUGCCAAGAAGUCUUCAGCGAAGGUGGUGACUUUGAAAAGAACAAAAUUCAGCGGCUUCAACGCAUUCUCGAAAAGUCUUCAGCACUACAAAAUGGUUGCAAUGAAACUUCAAGCUUAACAAAAGGAAAGUGUUUUGUUAUGUUAAUGAACUGGCGCAGAGCCAGAACAGGAGAAGGUGUCCGAGCUGCAUGUUCUAUGUUGAAAAGUCGGUUGGUUGCUCCUACAUGAAGUGCAGCUGCUGAACUUGGUUCUCUCCUAGCUGAUUGUGUUGGUUUGGAUUUUGAAAAUUGAAAUGCUUAACUUGAUUGGGUCUGGAUAUGCAUUCUGUUACAAUUGUGGAGUACAAGUUGUCACUCAUACAGCUACAUGUCGAAGCUUUCUGAAGUAAUGUUUGUCUAGAAUCCAAGUUAUAGAAAUAUUUAGUGUUAUACACCUUGGUUGUAAGAAUUGUAUUCAUUAGGCUUGUACCAAAUGGGACAGAAAGAUCAGUAUUUGGUUAUGAAUAGAUUUCACUUGCUAAAUUAGAUUCAUUUCAACAUUUCGUAGGUUCCAUUCAAUUCAUAAUAUUAAUUGGACUCCAUCUGCGACAGAGUAAAGGCUUCAAUUCAAAGAGUUUAAUGCUUACUUUUGUCGACAA
Rosa rugosa (rugosa rose) is the source of this 4992-nucleotide messenger RNA. RefSeq names its product probable disease resistance protein At4g27220. The transcript is spliced from 13 exons. The record is from RefSeq and is a predicted model, not a curated record. Gene Ontology annotation, molecular function: ADP binding; protein binding. Gene Ontology annotation, biological process: signal transduction. Bases 157 to 3678 code for a protein of 1173 amino acids. NCBI's taxonomy places the organism in Eukaryota, Viridiplantae, Streptophyta, Magnoliopsida, Rosales, Rosaceae.